AUGGACACUCCAGGAGGAGACACUCCAGGAGGAGACACUCAAGGAGGAGACACUCCAGGAGGAGACACUCCAGGAGGAGACACUCCAGGAGGAGACACUCCAGGAGGAGACACUCAAGGAGGAGACACUCAAGGAGGAGACACUCCAGGAGGAGACACCCAAGGAGGAGACACUCCAGGAGACACUCCAGGAGGAGACACUCAAGGAGGAGACACCCAAGGAGGAGACACUCUAGGAGGAGACACUCAAGGAGGAGACACUCCAGGAGGAGACACUCCAGGAGGAGACACCCAAGGAGGAGACACCCAAGGUGGAGACACUCUAGGAGGAGACACUCCAGGAGGAGACACUCCAGGAGGAGACACUCCAGGAGGAGACACUCCAGGAGGAGACACUCCAGGAGGAGACACUCAAGGAGGAGACACUCAAGGAGGAGACACUCAAGGAGGAGACACUCAAGGAGGAGACACUCCAGGAGGAGACACUCCAGGAGGAGACACUCCAGGAGGAGACACUCCAGGAGGAGACACUCCAGGAGGAGACACUCAAGGAGGAGACACCCAAGGAGGAGACAAGAAAAUAAGGACAUGUAGAAACGGGGAAAAAAUGGACACGAAAAAUCUAACUCGGAGGCAAUGGAACGCGGAGACAGUAGCGUAG
Messenger RNA from Procambarus clarkii (red swamp crayfish), 660 nucleotides. NCBI's taxonomy places the organism in Eukaryota, Metazoa, Arthropoda, Malacostraca, Decapoda, Cambaridae. The record is from RefSeq and is a predicted model, not a curated record.